Messenger RNA from Talaromyces rugulosus, 1563 nucleotides. RefSeq lists its product as uncharacterized. The transcript is spliced from 6 exons. Gene Ontology annotation, molecular function: ATP hydrolysis activity; ATP binding. The coding region runs from base 1 to 1563 and encodes 520 amino acids. The record is from RefSeq and is a predicted model, not a curated record. NCBI's taxonomy places the organism in Eukaryota, Fungi, Ascomycota, Eurotiomycetes, Eurotiales, Trichocomaceae.
AUGAUGUCCGCUGGUCGUUACCAAGAAGUAGACUGUUGUGAAAACGAUUGUAUCUUCGAUGACCGUGAACUCGAUCAGCACCGAAUGGAAGAUUUCAUCACCGACAAAGCGUUGCUAACUACGGAUGUGCGAUAUCUCAGUGACGACCUAAGUCAGAUACCUACAGAAGACCUCAUUCUCUUUCCCCACCGAUUGUUCGCAUUCGUUUUGAAAGACCGAAAGUGGGUUGUUGUAGAUGUCAACCAUACUGUGAUUGACGACGACAAGAUUGAUAAAGGCGAAAGAGGGUGGGAUUCGCUCGUGUUGGAGGAAGGUCAUAAGGAAAUGGUCUUGUCCCUUGUUCAGGCACAUCUUCGUAAACGAAGCGAAAAUCUCCCAAAGAACGAUCCCCAGGUCGAUCUAAUCCGUGGAAAAGGGAAGGGGUUGAUUAUCCUCCUUCACGGCGCCCCAGGAGUUGGGAAAACCUCAACUGCCGAAUGUGUGGCGGAGAUAUGUAAACGUCCUCUUUAUCCAAUCACUUGCGGGGACUUGGGUAUCACUGCUGAAGAUGUCGAGGCCCGGCUAAACCGGAUUUUCGUUCAAGCUCAGAAGUGGAACUGUGUUCUUCUACUGGACGAGGCCGAUGUGUUCUUGAGCCAGAGAGGCCAAAGCAUUAAGCACAAUAGUAUAGUUUCCGUAUUCUUGCGUGUCCUCGAGUACUACCAGGGAAUUCUCUUCUUGACCACCAACCGAGUUGGCAGGAUGGACGAAGCGUUCCGAUCCCGGAUACAUAUGAGUCUUUACUACCGACCCCUGAACAAGCAAUCCACACUGAACAUAUUUCAUGAGAAUAUAAAGCUCAUGAAAAGGCGCUAUGGAGUUAAUAUUAAGGUAAAAGAACAAGAAAUCGAAAAAUUUGCUAAGCGCCACUUCAAGACCAAGCUGUCAGGAGCUCGAUGGUACGGCAGGCAGAUUCGGAACGCUUUCCACGUUGCCGUUGCGCUUGCUGAGAACGAUGCCAUAGAGAAGAUCGAAAAGGCCAAGAAAAAGGGUCUAGAUUCCACUUAUCAGCCUGUCCUCCGCACAAAACACUUCGAAAAGGUCGAAAAAGCGUCGAUCAAGUUCGACAGCUAUUUCCACGCGGUUAUUGGAAUGGACCAUUCAGCCCUCGCAGAACAAAGUUCUCUCCGAAAAGAUGACUGGAAUCCCAAGCAUGACUCGCAUUACCAAAAGAAACGGUUCUCAAAGGCACACCGACACAAAAAGACACAAGGAGCCGGGUUUUCCGAGUCCUCCGAGUCCUCCGAGGACGAUGAUAUUAGCCCCGAUGGGUCGAGACAGAGUCACUCCUCGCUGGGGCGAAGCGGUCGCUCAGAAUAUUCAGACCAGGAUCAAGAAUACAGUCAUUCUAGAUCUUCUGAUGGUUCAGAUAACGAGCCCACUGAGCGUGAUAGGCGGGAGAAGGACACUAAAAGAUCUCGAGGAAAAGAAUCCAAGUACAAGGACAAGCAUGUGCCCCAGCGUUGCGAAGGGACAUCUAAGAAGAUGUCAGAGGUGAACGUUCGGAACAGGCAUCAGUCUUAA